CGUGAAAAGGAAAAGAAAAGAAGAGAAAAAACCUAACGUCUCAUUCUCCCUUCCUCUCUCACUGUUUUCAGGCCGCCGGCGACUUGCAGGACCGCGACGACGCUACGGCCUCGCAUCUGCCUUUCCCGUAGGGUUCUGUAGCGCUCAUCACCACGAGCUUAAGAGCGACGGAUACACACGCGGCGGCGGACUCAAGAGACCUUCUCCGGCGUACCACGAGCGUUGCCGGCGCAGCUUCCUGUCCAUCAACGGCGGCUCAUUAAAAAAAGAAAACCAGUGUUUAAAGGGAACGGGUGUAUUCGGUGUUGUUUUUGUGCACUAUAUUGGCAGUCGAGAUUGCAUUAGCAUCUUACAUUUGCCUAAUCGUUCUGAUAGUUAGUACACACUGAAAUCUCAGUGGUUCAACCGAAAUGGCGGCUUUCAAUCUCGUUGCGAAUAUGUAUGAUCCGGCUUUGAAGCCUCGCUUGCUACACAAGCUUCUCAGAGAACAUGUUCCGGACGAUAAACAGACGUUUAAUGAUCAUUCAGAACUCUCGAAGGUGGUUUCUAUGGUUAAAAUCCAUAAUCUCCUCUCUGAAUCUUCGUCUUCCAUGGACCAAAAACUGAUGGAUAGCUGGAAAUCCGCCGUUGAUUCCUGGGUCAACCGCUUGCUUGUUCUGCUCUCUAAUGAUAUGCCUGAUAAAUGUUGGGCUGGAAUCAUUUUACUGGGCACGACUUGUCAACAAUGCAGCUCGAGUCGUUUCUUGGCAUCGUAUGCAGAUUGGCUUCACAAGCUUCUGCCUCACUUGCAGACAGAUUCUCAGUUUCUGAAGGUGGCCACGUGUGCUUCAAUCUCAGAUUUAUUCUUGAGAUUGGGCCGAUUUCCAAACGUGAAGAAAGAUGGGACUUCUUGUGCUGGGAAGGUCAUUCAACCAGUUAUUAAGCUGUUGCAUGAUGAUAAUACAGAAGCUGUUUUGGAUGCAGCAGUUAAUCUAUUAUGCACUCUGAUUGCUUUCUUUCCCUUUACAAUCCAUCGUCAUUACGACUCUGCCGAAGCUGCAAUUGUUUCAAAAAUCUUUUCAGGGAACUGUAGUUUUAAUAUGCUGAAGAAGCUUGCUCACUGCCUAGCAUCACUUCCAAAAUCAAAAGGAGAUGAAGAUAGCUGGACUAUACUAAUGCAGAAGAUUUUGUUAUCAAUUGACAUACACUUGAAUGAGGCCUUCCAAGGCAUUGGUGAAGACUCGAGAGGUAACGAAGUCGUAAGGCUACUGAUUCCACCAGGAAAAGAACCUCCACCACCGUUAGGUUGUAAUUCAUCGGCAGAAGGCUCCUUUGACAAACUAACAAAGAGCUCAGAGCGAAUGUUAACUUCUAUUAUCUCGACCUUGAUGUUUUGCUGUUCUACAAUGAUAACAAGUUCAUACCCCCAUCAGGUGGCAGUUCCGAUUCGCCCGUUAUUAGCUCUUGUUGAGAGAAUGCUGACGGUGGAUGGUUCUCUGCCGCCCGCUUCAGUGCCAUUUAUGACAUCUCUACAGCAAGAGUCAAUGUGUUCGGAACUCCCGACCCUGCAUUCAGACAGUUUGGAUCUUCUCAUUGCCAUAAUUAAGAGCCUUCGCAGUCAGCUGUUACCACAUGCUGCAUUUAUUGUUCGACUCAUUGUGAAGUACUUCAAGAAAUGUGUGUCUGCAGAAUUGAGAGUAAAGGUCUACGCAGUUGCUAAGUUAUUGAUGAUGUCUUUGGGCGUUGGAAUGGCUGCAUCUCUUGCACGAGAUGUGAUCGACAAUGUACUAGUCGAUUUGAACCCUGUUGAUAACGAGAGUUGUGCUCCAUCUAGUGUGAAUCCGAAGGAUGCCCAAAGAGAAUUGCCGCAACACCAUAAGAAGAGAAAACGUCCUUUAGUUCCCACUUCAUUUAAAGAGCAGCAUGAGGGACAUGGAUCCAGAGACAUUACCAGCAGCUGUACGUCCACUUCUGUCCCCUUGAGGAUAGCUGCACUUGAGGCUUUGGAGACUCUUCUUACGUUGGCUGGUGCUUUGAGAACUGAAGAAGGAUGGCAUGCAAAAGUCGAACAUCUUUUAAUAACAGCCGCAAUGUCGUCUUUCGAAUGGCCACUGGCCUCAGAUGACGUCUUUUUCCAAACUAAUGAAUCUAUUGAGGUUUGGGCGGAUUAUCAGUUGGCAGCAUUUCGUGCGCUACUGGCUUCGUUUUUGUCUGCUGUCCAUAUACGACCUCUGGCCUUGGCUCAAGGUCUUGAUCUUUUCCGUAGAGGUAAACAAGAACUUGGAACCAAACUUCCUGAAUUCUGUGCGCAUGCACUCUUAGCCUUGGAGGUUCUAAUACAUCCAAGAGUACUUCCCUUGUCGGAUUUCUCGCCCGUGCAUUUGAGCUCUCCCGAACCACAAGCUACCUAUAAAAUCCCGGAAGAUAUGUACAUCGGUGGUAUGAAUUCUGGCAAAUCGUUGAAGAUCAACGACACUCUCGGCAUGGACCAGAGUGCCCCUGAUUUGGACGACGAUUUCCUGUAUGAUAGAGAAGUUGCAGAUGACAUCGAAGAGGCUCCAAUUAGAGAUGCAGGUAAUGAGAUAAAUAACAAUGUAACGACAUAUAACACAUCAAACAAUCUCGAAACAGGACCCUCUGCCGAUGCCCUACAGACUACAGAAACCCCCAAGAGGACCAAGCAGGAGGACACUGCAGCAGCCAUCACAGAUGCUGCAGGGAUUGUAGAGAAAGAUGAUGUAUUUGCUAAUGCAAGAAUGAACAGUUCUCCCGUGUCGUUAAAGUCCGACUCGAACUUAUUGCCAGAAGACGAUUUCCCCGACAUUAUUGAUGCAGAUCCUGAUACAGACUGUGAGUGAACAAAGGUACUAACCAUCUUAAAUCUCAAUUUUGUAGCAAUAAGGAUGUUGUUUUAAGUUCAAUAUUAACUAUUUUUUGUUGUGUUGUAUUUCA
This is a messenger RNA of Cucurbita moschata (crookneck pumpkin), 2931 nucleotides long. Its product is annotated as proline-, glutamic acid- and leucine-rich protein 1-like. Gene Ontology annotation, biological process: rRNA processing. Lineage: Eukaryota; Viridiplantae; Streptophyta; Magnoliopsida; Cucurbitales; Cucurbitaceae. Gene Ontology annotation, cellular component: nucleus. The coding region runs from base 411 to 2837 and encodes 808 amino acids. The record is from RefSeq and is a predicted model, not a curated record. The transcript has 13 exons.